CGCUAUUCUGUUCUUUGCUUUGCCGCUGAGAUUCUAAUGCAACGGAGCCCAGUUACACUCAGAUUAUGCCAUCUCAACUCUUCCUUUCAGAGCAUGCGGACCUGAGGACCACUUAAACGGCAUGGGCACAGACACAACGCCGCAUCGUUCAUACCCUAAGUUCUUCUUGUAGAUAGGAAUUGUAUUUUCUUCAGUCACUUCAGAUGGCAGAUCUUGAGCAAGGAGGAGCAGCCUCUCCCCGAGCCCAGCAGCUCAUCUGAACGCGAGGGAUCGGAUCUGAGAAAGCGCAGGUGUGCCCGGGAUUGCUUUCAGCUGCUUCUUUCUGAAGGGGAAAGUGUCAGGAUUUACCAGCCGAUGUAACAUUUGAAGGACACUUCUCAGAGUAACCGGUGAGGAAAAAGGGGGAAAGCUGCAAACUGUGACAGUAGCUCGCGCGCAAGCUCAACAUAUCACUGGAUUCUACAUUUAUACCUCAAGAAAAAUGUCAUCUCAGACGAGGAUUAAGAAAGACAAGGAGAUCAUUGCGGAGUAUGAAACGCAAGUGAAAGAGAUCCGUAAUCAGUUGGUGGAGCAGUUCAAGUGCCUGGAGCAGCAAUCAGAGGCUCGGAUCCAGCUGUUGCAGGACCUGCAGGAGUUUUUUCGGCGCAAGGCUGAGAUUCAACUGGAGUAUUCUCGCAGUCUAGAGAAACUUGCCGAGAGGUUCUCCUCAAAGAUUCGUGGCCCGAGGAAAGAACAACACCUUCUCUCUUCUGUAAACUGCUGGUAUCUGGUUUUAAACCAGACUCGAAGAGAAAGUAGAGAUCACGCCACUCUUAACGACAUUUACAUCAACAAUGUCAUCGUUCGCCUGGCUCAGAUCAGCGAGGACGUCAUCCGGCUCUUCAAAAAGAGUAAAGAUAUUGGCAUUCAGAUGCACGAGGAGCUGGUGAAAGUGACGAACGAGCUGUACACUGUGAUGAAGACUUAUCACAUGUAUCACACGGAGAGCAUCAGCGCGGAGAGCAAGCUUAAGGAGGCUGAGAAACAAGAGGAGAAGCAAUUUAGCAAAUCUGGAGACCUUAACGUCAACCUCCUGCGCCACGAGGACCGACCCCAGCGGCGCAGCUCGGUCAGGAAGAUUGAGAAGAUGAAGGAGAAGAGGCAAGCCAAGUACUCGGAGAACAAGCUGAAAUGCACAAAAGCCCGCAACGACUAUUUAUUGAACCUGGCAGCCACCAACGCCGUCGUGGCAAAAUAUUACAUCCAUGAUGUUUCGGAUAUGAUUGAUUGCUGUGACCUCGGAUAUCAUGCUAGCUUGGCGCGCACAUUAAGGACGUAUCUUUCUGCUGAGUAUAACCUGGAGACCUCUCGCCAUGAGGGUCUGGACGUCAUUGAGAAUGCUGUCGACAACCUGGACCCUCGCAGUGACAAGCACAAGAUCAUGGACAUGUACAAUCAGGUGUUUUGCCCACCCAUGCGCUUUGAGUUUCUGCCGCACAUGGGAGAUGAGGUGUGCCAGGUGAGUGCGCAGCAGCCCGUGCAGACAGAACUUCUCAUGCGUUACCACCAACUGCAGUCCCGCCUGGCCACACUCAAGAUUGAAAACGAGGAGGUACGCAAGACCUUGGAUGCCACCAUGCAGACCUUACAAGACAUGCUGACAGUUGAGGACUUUGAUGUGUCAGACGCCUUCCAGCACAGCCGAUCCACAGAGUCCAUUAAAUCCGUGGCUUCCGAGAGUUACAUGAGCAAGUUAAACAUUGCUAAGAGACGAGCCAAUCAGCAGGAGACAGAGGUCUUUUACUUCACUAAAUUCAAGGAGUACCUGAAUGGCAGUAACCUCAUCAUUAAGCUGCAGGCCAAGCAUGACCUUCUGAAACAGACUCUGGGGGAAGGAGAAAGAGCUGAAUGUGGAACUACAAGACCCCCAACCCUUCCCCCGAAACCACAGAAAUUGCGGAAACCAAGGCCUCGUUCCAUCUAUAACCAUAAGCUGUUUAAUGGCAAUAUGGAGAGUUUCAUUAAGGAUUCAGGUCAACCCAUUCCUCUGGUGGUGGAGAGCUGUAUUCGAUACAUUAAUCUAUAUGGGCUGCAACAACAAGGCAUAUUCCGAGUUCCUGGAUCUCAGGUGGAAGUCAAUGAUAUUAAAAAUUCAUUUGAAAGAGGGGAGGACCCACUGGUUGAUGAUCAGAGCGAUCAGGACAUCAACUCAGUGGCAGGUGUUCUUAAGCUGUAUUUCAGAGGGCUGGAAAACCCUUUGUUCCCCAAGGAGCGUUUCCUGGAUAUGAUCUCCACCAUCAAGCUUGAGUCAUCCGUUGAAAGAGCCCACCACAUCCAGCAGAUCAUCGUCACCCUUCCUCGCACCGUCAUCAUUGUCUUGAGAUACCUGUUUGCUUUUCUCAAUCAUCUGUCACAGUACAGUGAUGAGAACAUGAUGGACCCAUAUAACCUUGCCAUCUGCUUUGGACCCACUCUGAUGCCCAUUCCGGACGGUCAGGACCCUGUGGCCUGCCAGGCUCAUGUUAAUGAGGUCAUUAAAACCAUCAUCAUGCACAAUGAGGUCAUCUUCCCCAGUCCACGAGAGCUGGACGGCCCUGUCUAUGAGAAAUGCAUGACUGGAGGAGAGGAGUACUGUGACAGCCCUCAUAGUGAACCAGGCACCAUUGAUGAAGCAGACAACUGCACCGAACCACACACAAGCGAUGAUGAGUUGGAGCAGAUUGAAGCCAUUGCAAAGUUUGACUACAUGGGUCGGACUCCUCGAGAGUUGUCCUUCAAAAAAGGUGCAUCCCUUUUGCUGUAUCAUCGUGCAUCUGAAGACUGGUGGGAGGGCAGACACAACGGGGUUGACGGCCUCAUACCCCACCAGUAUAUAGUAGUACAAGACCUGGAUGAUGCGUUCUCUGAUAGUCUGAGUCAGAAGGCUGACAGCGAGGCCAGCAGUGGACCUUUACUGGACGAUAAAGCCUCAUCCAAAAACGAUCUGCAGUCCCCGUGUGAACCUUCGCAUGAUUACAACUUUGGCGGGGUCAUGGGCCGGGUUAGGUUGCGUUCGGAUGGGUCUGCCGUUCCUCGACGCCGCACUGGCACUGACUCUCACAGUCCUCCACGAGACACACCGCCACGGGCCGCAGCCUGCCCCAGCAGCCCACACAAAGUGGCGGUCACUAGGGGCCACAUAGAGAGUCCUGAGAAGAGACGUUUGGGAACCUUUGGCAGUGCAGGAAGCAUUAACUACCCUGAGAGGAAGGUCUAUCCUGAAGGUCACCCGCUCAGGCCUGUUCCUGGAGCAACGAGACACAGCAGCCUUGGGGACCACAAGUCCUUGGAGGCUGAGGCUUUAGCAGAGGACAUUGAGAAAACGAUGAACACUGCACUUCAUGAGCUCCGCGAAUUGGAGCGGCAGAACACAGCCAAACAAGCUCCCGACGUAGUUCUGGAUACGUUAGAACCGCUCAAGAACCCAGUGAGCUCAGAGCCAGCGAGCCCCUUACACACCAUCAUGAUCCGGGACCCGGACGCGGCCCUCAGGCGCAGCAGCAGCUCCACCUCCGAGAUGAUGACCACCUUUAAACCGGCGCUGUCCGCCAGAUUGGCCGGAGCCCAGCUCAGACCUCCACCUAUGAGACCCAUGCGCCCACCUCCCACGCAGCACCGCUCCAGCAGCUCCAGCUCCUCUGGGGUGGGAAGCCCUGCCGUAACCCCCACAGAGAAGAUCUUUCCAAACAACGCAAGCAGUGCUGCAGCUUCUUCCGCCAACUCGGGAGAGAAACCUGGAACCAUGUAGUCCGCGGUGUGAUGCUGCUACAUGUGCUGGUGAGGGCGAUGCGGGGCACGAUGCUCCAAGUUCAGGAGUGCUUUUCUUUUCAUUUUCAUUUUUAAUGUAUUUUUUGAGCCUAGAAGAUUUCGCAACUGAAGCCUAGUGGUCUGACGCGUUGAGCCUGGUUGUGGAUGAUGAGAGUUGAGUCUGGCUCAGGUGAUCUCCUACAUUCCAUUCUGUUCUUCCCAUAAUUUCCUGUCUUCUCUGCGAAAGAAACAAAAAAAAAAUAUAAGAGUAAAAUACGAGGAGAAAAAAUUACUUUUAUAGGGUAAAUUUCAUGCAACUGAACUGCAUUAUAUAAAGUAUGAUUAAAAAAAAUCCUUUUGUUUUUAUAUUAUUAUUAAUUUUACCUCAGAAUUAAUAUUAAGUUGUCCUUUUUGGCCUUCUGAUUUUUAUGUGAACUUUAUUUAGAGCAAGAUUCUCUGCACUGGUUGGCCAGAAGAGUUCUGUAAUUCAUUGGAGGACUGUUCUAAGAUAAGCGAUAAGUCCCUCCUUCAAGAACUGGACUGUACAUAUAAUAGAACCAAACGGUCACUCAAAGACUGUCUAACAUGGCCACCUUUGAGCUGUUGUAAAUAGAAAUAUACUGUACUUGAACUUGUAAUGCCUUUCGUUUGUAGAAUAAGCGAUAUACAUAUAAGUAACAACAUAGCCAAGCUGUAAACAUAUAUGAGAUGCAGAAAACCAAUAUACCAACUAAUUUUAAGAAACCUGUGGUAAAAAAUGUAGUUUUACUUGUAUAUAAAGUUCGGGUAGAUUCUUUUUUUUUUUGUACAGCCGAGGACAUGACCAGGCAGGGAGACUAGAAUGGCAAACGCUUUUACAACAAAUGAGCAAAUAAAUAAUGAAUCAAUAGUCAGUCUGAGCCAUUAAUAUUAUUAUUAGUUUGAGGAGUUCUACCUUUUUCCCAAUUUUUGGAUCACAUCAGUUUCCUAAUACAAAAAGCAGUUCUUCAUGCUGAAUUUAUGCAUUCUCUAAAGUUGGUUUUAGGGUAUUCCUGUGAGCUCCCUCCAUAUUACUGCAAGCAUCCAUCAGUUACAUUUGAAUCCCAAAAUAUAUACUCUGUCAACUGAUUUUAUGAAUUAUAUGAAUAUGAUAUUAAUUCUUACUAAGUGGCCAGUGUUUUUGUGACCUCAAAAGGGUGAAUCAAACAAUGUGUCAAUGCCAUAGUGAUAUACAGUAAAUCUAGGGAUGCACCGAUAUGAAAAUGUUGGCCGAUAUAGAUAACCAAUAAUUCUUUAUAUUUGGAAGCUGAUAAAUCCAAUUUCAAAAUUAAGCACACAAUUAUAAUGUUCAUGUAGCUUAUAUGACAGACUUCUGUUGCACAGGUUCAUUUAACUGUUAUUUUCCUUUAUUGAAGUGAUUCCAAUAAUAUUUCAAGCAAUUCAAAACGGUGACAGCGAACAGUGCGCACCUGAAGUGUCUCAUCUGAAGGAAAGAAUCCAUUAUUUAUCGGCUUUAAUAUAUCAGCCAAAUUUUAACAAAUUUUAAUUUUUUAACAAAAAAUGAACAUAUAUCGACCGAUACCGAUAUGUUGACCGAUAUAUUCGGCAUCCCUAUAUAAAUCCUCAAAAUAGGUCUCAUUUUUUUAUGUUCCCCCAAAAGGUGUUUUUUUUUUGUAUAUCAAAUACAAAGUAAAGCAUAUUCCAAGUGUAUCUAAUACCACAUUUAUAAAUCCAUACCACUCUCCACACGAUUUAAAAUAUUCUAUAACCCACACAAAAAUGUCAUAAUACAAAUAUCACCUAAAAAUAGGCCUCAUUUUCUUAUACAAAAUAUAUUUUUAUAAUUUUUUUGUCUUGGCUUUGGGAUAAACCAGACAUCAUGUUGUGAGAUUCACCCAAAACAGUCUUGUUUAUGUCAGAUAUAUGGUGCAAAGCACUGCACAUUCUCAGUGAAAUGAAUGAUACAUUUGUAAAUACAAACCGCUCUCUCUCUCUGGUGAGAAACACAACCCUCCUCCCAAUAUAAAUUUUCAAUAGCCUAGAGAAACCAGCUCCAACAAGAGAAGCUUCACUGCCCCCAAUCUGUCAUAUCAUCUCUGGUUCAUCCUCAGCGUUACCCCUCCUCCCUGAGCUGUGCUUGAAGAGGGAAUACCCAGUCGUGAACAAAAUUUGCCCGACUGACCUAGAUAUCCACUUAAAUGCACUGAACCCAAAGCUUUAAUCUCAUCUUCACCGAUUUUACUUUUACAGUUUGCCUUAGGAUUUGCCACUUCACGCAGUCCAACCAGAGUGACCGUAUGCGAAAACUUGUGUAGCUUUGAAAAAAUAGAUUUAAAGCCAGGCUUGAUUUGUUACAUCACGUGUCUGAGUAGUCUAACAUUUCUCGUUGUUGCCAUGCUGAUUUGCUCUUGCGUUAGGAGCAUAAAAAAAAAUUGUAAAUCAAGACUCCAUGACUUGUUGCUGCCAUCUUGAAUUUCCUUUAACAAAUGAUUUGGCAAACACUGGUAAUUAGCUUCUGUCUGAAUUCCUCAGCAUGAGCCUGUUGUCCGCAUGUGAGGGAGAUAGACAAGCACGUGCUUCUCUUUACCAAUAAGCAACACUGUUCAAAGAAUAAUAGUGCUGCCUUUUCCUAGAUACAAUGCACUAUAUUCCCGAAACACGUUCACUUUCAGACUGGAACUGGGUCUGUAAAGGCUGCCUGCAAGGAUUAGGCUCAUCUCAGGAAGGGACUCUAAUUUUGUCUAUCUACUAUCUUACCAUAUCACCUCCCAGUAGGCUCCAUUUAAACAUUUAAACCACAUGCAUAAGGACUAUUGUUCACGAUUACUAUAGGACACACAUCUAUAUCACUUCGGCAUAAUUACGUCUGGAUGGAUGAGGGCUUAAUUCAAUUUACAGUAAGAAAACAUGCAGAAUAUUACAAUGCAUUUAAUAAUCAUCGUAGUCAUCCUUCUGUGAUUUGAAGUACAGGGUUUCACAGGUUGAAAACCUGGGAUUCUUAAAUUCCAGACCUUCGAAAGUCAUUUACAUGAAAGUCGGUAAAAAUUUCUAAAGUGAACAUGGGUGUUACUGUUCUUCUCAGACCAAUAAUAAUAAACUGGCUAGAAAUAAAAUGUUAUUUUAAAAAAAAUGGCUUGAUUAUAUUUACAGUAAUGAAGUAAUGCAGAAUUAAUCAUUCAAUGUAUUAAAGAGACUUAAAGGGCCAUUCUUUUGUAAUUUGCAGUAUAUGGUUUCCAUUGCCAUAGAUAACCGGGAAAUAUCAGGGAAUUAAAUGAUUUUCAGUCCUCGUAAUUACAGGUAUGCAAUAGUUCAUACAGGUAUGCAUUUUUUCUUGUUCUCAGCUGGAACAUAAAUUGAUUGGCUUAAAAUAAAAUUCUGUGGAAAUGUAUGAAUAAUAAUAUACAUAUAUUUUUAAUAUUGCUAUUUACUACUAAUAUAACCUCAUCAUCAUUUAAAAGAAUAAAAAUAAAUGUGUGAGAACCCUUGCCCCUGGUUUUACAGACAAGUCUUAAGCCUAGUCUAGACUAAAACGCAUGUUUUAACUGAAAGCAAUUUGCUCUGAUAAAUCUUAAAAUAUGUCGGUGCCAUUGUUUUGUCUCAAGAUGCACAUCAGGAAUGAUUUUUUCGAAGGCACGCUGGCCAAAUCCUGGCUAAAUCUAAGCCCUGUUUGUGAAACCAGACCCUACAAUACCAUCUUAGUCUUGUUUAGUGUGGAUUUACCAGAUAAACCUUUCUUUACAUAUAAGGGCUAAGACAGAUACUGCCCUCUGGUGGCCUUAUUUGGCCUGUCCCUUCUCAUAGUCUCCCUCUGGUGGUCAUUGCUGGUAUCGCUCAUUUAUUGACAAUGCGCAGGAAAAAUCUAAAUUGUUGGCAGAACUUGAAGCUCUUUGGUACAAAUGUGAAAUUGCUACCACAUUUCUGAAAGUUUUACAGCAUAUCUAGUCUUACUGUCAUUCUAGGCAUUCCGAACUCUAGCUUGCACUAGCAGCCAUGCACCAAAGGUUCACAUAGAUCAGUGUGUGUUGAGAAAUUCGCACCCUUGGAUUUUCAUACAAUGUCGUUACUCGUGCUGUAAUCAUGCCUUUGAGUGUUAUGAAUUUAAAUACUUGAGUAUCAGACUUCUUCUCGUUCUUCUGGGAAGAACAGUGCAUUACGUUCUCACAUCUUUGUUGUACAGCUCAUCUAUAUACUGUAUAGCGCUUAUGUAACAAGCCGAUGUUUGAUAAUAAAUGAUAUCGAGUUUACAGAAUCUGCCAUCCAUAACAUACUUAAAUAGUCAUGGCCUUUCAAUCCAUGUUGCGUCAUUCAUCUCUGUUUAUCUCUUCUCUGCAAGUGAACGCAAGGCUGUGCUGUGAAAAGCGUAUACUUUUGCUGUUAAGUUAAAUCUUCUAAUGCAUUGCAGUAUUUAAGACCGUGUUGGUCUGAUAAUAGGAUGUUGUAUGGUACUUGCACGAUUUCUAAGGCACUUGGUGCAUCCCUGUACUUAAUAGACUGUGUGUGAUGUUACAGGAAGUAUGUUUUGGGAAUGUAUGCAACAUUGGGAGUGUAUUGUACGUAUGCCACAGUGGGUCUAUAUUGUAUGUACGCUAAGAUAACAGGGAAAAAAAAUAGGCUUUAUCCUUCUCUGGACACAAUGUUCAACAGGACAAAAGUGCCGUCUGUCUAUAGUAGUUGGUUGUGAAAACAUUUGUCGUUUUUUUUCCCGUUUUUUUUCUCUAAACACAUUUUGUCUAGUGAUGCUGUUCUUAAAUGAGUGUUUGAAUGGUUGGAUUACCCCUCUGUGAUGUUAUCCUACACCAUCCCACUGUUCGGAUGUGAACCAUUCUUAAGUCCAAAUAAAUACUUUUUUUUUUUAACCUUA
Pimephales promelas (fathead minnow) is the source of this 8605-nucleotide messenger RNA. RefSeq names its product SLIT-ROBO Rho GTPase activating protein 3 (gene srgap3). Lineage: Eukaryota; Metazoa; Chordata; Actinopteri; Cypriniformes; Leuciscidae. Gene Ontology annotation, molecular function: protein binding. Gene Ontology annotation, biological process: signal transduction. The record is from RefSeq and is a predicted model, not a curated record.